AUCCAGUUUGCAAAGUUGAUUURAUCUGUAACAAUUUUGUUUGCAGAAAUUAUCCAGAAUGUGACUCUGAUCACAGAGCCUGACUUUGCCCAAGAGGGAGCUGAGCAGUUCACAUUACAAUAUAGCAUGCUUCAAGGUGUUGUUGAGCAAGAAAUAUGGCGCUUCAAYGGAAGAGACCUGAAAAACAGCACACACUAUUUGAUAGAGGGAGCCAGCCUUGUAAUCUUUGGACCUAACCGGACAGACAAGGGAUCAUACUCUGUGACAUUGAUGAACCCCUUCAGCAGCGUGACCAUACAUAAGAAUGUGACUGUUCUAUACGGGCCGGAUGAGCCCAUUGUGGAGCCACUGCCAAUUCAACCUUUCUACAAAGCAGGGGACUCUCUGAUUUUGUCCUGCAGAGCUGAAGGAUUCCCACUGUCAAUUCCUCAGUGGAUCUUUGGGGGUCAAAUUCUUCCGGAUUUUCACCAAGGAGUCCUAAAUCUGACAAACGURCAGACCAGUCAAGGAGGCUCUUACAUAUGCUCUGUGCUCAAUGAGCUGACUAAGGAGAAGCGCGAGACAAAUGUGACUUUAAAGGUCUACGACUUGCCGCUGGGUARUCCAACAUGCUCUGUGGUGUCUGUGAACAAUGCUGACCUGCAGUAUCAGUGCAAGUGGGCAGGAGGAACGCCAGAGGCCCAGUUGUCUUUCCCAGCACUAAGUAAUACAAGCAGCAGAGCUGGAACCUUCAGUCUCACUGUUGCUUCUUCCGCUAACCUCAAUGACAAAACUAUCACUUGCUUAGCAGAGCAUCCAAUUGAACAAACCACCUGCAACAUUACCGCAAGUAAUAUUUUAUUGUUAGAUUUGGUGGAUUACUCCUACUGUAUUCGUGUAAAGCCAGACAACACUGGUGUUGUGRCGGAUGGCGUGAAGCACUCAAUGAACCCCUUCUGUGAGAUCGCUGUGGAGGAGGCGGUCAAACUGAAGGAGAAGAAGCUUAUUAAGGAGGUUGUGGCUGUCAGCUGUGGGCCACAGCAAUCACAGGUGGGAGAGAUGUGCUCCCCAGUCUUUACAUGCCAUCAACUCCCCUUCUCUCUGUCUGUCCAAAAUCUCUCUCCAGGACCGACUAUCUCAGAUUCCAGUUUGUUCCCUAAUCAAGAUGGAACCAUCAUCACGCUGACCUGGGAGGUCCCACCUACAUCCUUGGUUACAGGUUUUGACAUCCAAAUGAAAGGACCCGAUCUUCUGAGCCACGGUGGUGAUUAUUCUGUUCCUAAGAGAAGUUCAAAAGAAUACCGCAUCAUUCAGCAGAAACCUGGGUAUGCUAGGAGUACAGAUGUCUUUUUGCUUGAUCCUGACAUGACAUACAGGUUUSGAAUCAUUCCCAAAGCUCGGCUAACAGAUGGAGAGCCAUCAGAGGUUCACAGAAUUGGCCCAGGUGAUGGUUUGAGUGGGUCUGCCAUUGCCGGCAUUGCAGCUGGAAUCCCAUGCAGCAUUCUUGCCCUGGUCCUACUAAUUGGCCUUAUUUUCCUAAUUUUCUACCACCACAAGAAAAAAAGCAAUAAGACACGCUAUCCAGUCUCCAGAGCAGUUGAGAAGGUGAAAACCAUCCAGCCUAAGRCRGUUUCACACAACAUUUUGAACAGAGGGCUUAGGCCUCCUCCUGAUUACAACAGUUUGCACCAGACUCCGUCUGAAAGAUCUGCGACUCUACCCAUGUUUGUCCCACCUGCCCCAGUCAGAGUUGCAACGACAGUUUAAAUGAGUAAAUUGAUGUGUAUAUUUUUGCAAAACUGACCUCUUAUAUAAACARAUGCAAAUCCAGGGUAUUGUUUUUCCAAGUGUUUGAAAUUGCAUUUAAAGGUAAACAGAAAAUCWGAUAUUUUAUUAAUUUGUAAGUUUUUGUGCUGAAGUUGAAUAAUCUGUUAAUCUUUGCAUAAAGUAUAUCAAUCAGGAAAUUCAUCUUGCUUGCUGAAACAUACAUUGCUGCUGGUGUUCAUACAUUUGUGCAGCAGAUGGUGCUGUGGAGUAAUGAAUGACAUGAAUUUGUCUGAAUGUCCAGUUAAACAGAACUGAUGAUACCUUCAAUAAACACAAAGUGGUGAUA
Poecilia reticulata (guppy) is the source of this 2092-nucleotide messenger RNA. The record is from RefSeq and is a predicted model, not a curated record. NCBI's taxonomy places the organism in Eukaryota, Metazoa, Chordata, Actinopteri, Cyprinodontiformes, Poeciliidae.